This is a messenger RNA of Trichomonas vaginalis G3, 849 nucleotides long. RefSeq names its product protein ubiquitination. The transcript has a single exon. The coding region runs from base 1 to 849 and encodes 282 amino acids. Lineage: Eukaryota; Parabasalia; Trichomonadida; Trichomonadidae. The record is from RefSeq and is a predicted model, not a curated record.
AUGCAACCAGAAUAUAAAUUCGUUGAGGAUUUCAGCAACGCCGAGCUUCUUGAUAUAUUCGUAAUCCCUAAUCAGGCUUCAAAAAUCAUAUGGGACGUCAAUUCCAAUAAUAUUAAACAAAUAUCAUCACAAAUUAUCUGUCUCGUUAAAAAUAACAAAAUAAAUAUUCAAAUGAUACAUUAUUUGAUUGAUAAAUUUUCAGAAAUGCGAGAAAAAGAUAUUGAAAUAUUUGCGGAACUUUAUCAAGGCAUAACAAACGAAAUUCCGUACAAUAUCAAACCUACAAAUAAGAGAUUGGCUGAUUUGUUAUAUUAUAAAGGUCACAGAUAUUCAAAUGAUAAAGACUUUUCACCCAAAAAGACAGAAGAAGAAGCCCUGUAUAUAUAUUCAACGGAAUCCCCUUUAUACUGCAUUGCUUGGGAUGACAUUAAUGGUCUAAAAAGUAAAUUCCCAGAUUCUUCUAUUGAAAAAUUAAUAUGGUAUAAAAUGCAUCCUAUUGACUAUGCAAUUAAAUAUGGUUCAGAAUUAUGUUUCAACUACUUGAAGAAUUUGGGAGCCAAGUAUCAUAAAAAAUCUGCGAAAUAUGCAAUUAAAGGCAGAAACAUAAACAUUUUUAUGCAAAUGGUAGAUGAUGGUGUGUCCUUUGAUAAUUUGUUCGAUCUUGCAUUGUAUUAUAAAAACUAUGAGAUCGCUGAAUAUAUCCAAACACAUUUUAAGCCAAAUAAUGUUUCAUUAAUAAGAAGUUUGGAUUUCGGAAAUUAUGAUAUUGCUUCUUAUUUGAUUAAUAAAGGUGUAGAUGUUAAUGAAGUUUACAUCCACAUUCUUAUUUUAUUUAUCAUUAUUUUAUGA